UGUGCUCGCGCUGGCGCGUGCGGGAGUGUGCGAGAGUGUGACGCGCGCGAUAAUCCAACGACGGAUACCACGACGGUGCUCUCGUCCUGUGUUAGUCGUGCCGCGACGAUGGAAUACGGGCCAGAAAUAACGUGAUUAUCCGCGCGGCCCCGUGGGCGAUCGCAGUCGCGUUUUAUACCGUUACACAUUAUUUAUCAUUUAUUAUUUUCCGCGUUGUAUUAUUUUCGUUUCGUUAUAACAAGUCUGCCGGCACUCCCGCUGCAAUAGCGCCCCCCCGCGUGUGUGCGCGCCGUAUUUUCCACGGCCUCCUCGUCCUCGUCGUCAUCGUCGUCGUCGUCGGCGGCGGAUCGCUACACCGCCGCGCACCAGAGACCAUCGGCUGCGGCACCGCGCGACACGCGUCGCCGUAGUGUUAAUCUGCACGAGCGUCGGCCGCUGUGCCGAUCGCACGCGGCGGCGGUGGUCGUGGCGUUGUAUCGCGCUCGCAGCUGAUCGUAUAAUAUUAUUAUUAUAUCGUCACCAUAAUAAUAUCAUCGCGUGGCAUAAUAAUUCACGUAAUAUAAUAUAGCGCGCAGCAUCGCGUACAUCGCGCCGCCCAGUGCAGGUGGCCGUGGUGGUGGUGGCGGCGGCGACAUUUUUUUUCGCGCCUCGUCCGCUCGCUCGUCGUACGUACCGCGCCGCCGAACAAUGUAGUAACGCAUCAAUCACUUCGAACACGCUAACCUCCGACAACCGGCGCCGUUUGAUUGCGGUAUCGUCGUCGUCGUCGUCGUCGUCUUCGUCUUCGUCGUCCCGUGUGUCGGGACGUGUGCGUGUGUGUGCGUGCGCGGUGCGGUCGUAGUGACGUGUUUGCCGACCGGGUUUCGGCACAUAUAGGAAAUCUGGCUGGGACGGAAGCGGCCGGGUGCCGGUGCGGGUGGCGGUGGGGAAGGCGGCGGCGGCGGCAGUGCUGUUCGCGCAAUGGCGGACUGCCGAGGGCACGUAUUCACCAAGAAAACCUUCCACCUACCGGCCUACUGUCACAAUUGCACCAAUUUAUUGUGGGGCGUCGUGACGCAGGGCAAUUUCUGCACAGUAUGUAAUUAUAUAGCUCACGAAAGUUGCCUAAAAAAACCCGGCAUUUCACCUUGCCAUAGUCUAGCAGCUAGUUUAAUUAAGAAUCCAGUAUCACAUUGUUGGUCCGAACCAGUAAGAAUUAGAAACCAAAGAUGUUGUAACGUUUGUCGAAAAAGAAUUGAUGGUCGUACAUUUAGCGUUACAUGUGAAAUUUGUCAUUACUAUACCCAUGUCGAUUGUAUACCAUCGGCAGUGGCCGAUUGCAAAGAAACAGCUACUUAUCAUCCGGGGAAGUUGUUGGAUUCCGUGCAUCAUGAACACCAUUGGAGAGAAGGAAAUCUUAGACCUGGUGCAGUGUGCUACGCUUGUGCCAAACCAUGCUGGACUACCGAUUGUCUGGCAGGAUUCCGAUGUGAAUGGUGUGGUAUAACGGCUCAUGCAACAUGUCGUAGUCAAAUACCUUACGAAUGUGAUUUCGGUAUACUGGGUCCAAUAUAUUUACCACCACACGCAGUUAGCAUUCCACGAACUGAAGUGCCAAUGGAGUCAAUUAUUGGUGUACAAGUGCGAAGAAAAGAAAAAGCUACGCCUCGAAGUAUUUCAAUCGAAUUUAAUAGUGGUGAAAGUAAAACUAAAGACAUUGAAGAGGAGGAAAUGUAUGAACUUGAAAAAUCUAAAGAAGAUAAAAAUGAAGAAUUUGUUAAAGUAUAUGACGGUGACGCAUCAUAUCUUAAACAUAGAAGUUUUACGGUGAAAGUUCCAAAAGCAGUAAAAACCGAGACGCUCAUUUCUACAAUACUUCAAUCAUUAAACAUCUCUCAAUCUGCAGAAAACUUUUAUUUGACUGACGCGUAUGGCUUAAACGAACCAAUACUGGAGGACCCUAAUCCAAUAAAUAACGUUACUAGAUUAGGAGGCAAGAAGCCUGCUGUUUUUCUACGUCUAAAACAAGACAGUCACGGUGGUUUGGUAAGAGUUUAUCCUGGUCGCUUACAGACUGAUAUACCAUUUUGCGUAGUUUCUGUCGAUCGACAAACUACGGCCAAAGAUCUGAUCGUUGAAUCUUUGGCUCGUUUCGGCUUUACUUCACACAAUUCAACAGACUAUAGACUCAGUCAGCUUUUAUUGGAACAUGGAGUGACGGAACGAGUACUAGAUUUUGAUGAAAAACCAUUAGAUAUAAUAAAAAAUAUUGGGCAAGAAUCUCUUCGACAAAUGGAAUUAAUGCGGUUCUAUUUGCAACUAAAGCAAGACCCGCAUGGACCUAAUAUUGCUUUAUUUGUUGGAAAUUUACCGACAAAUUUAUCUCAGCGAACAUACGAAAAUAUUUUGAUGACAUUUUUAGGAGGAGAUUGUAGAUUUGAAACUAUUGGACCAAUUUAUUACGAAUAUGGUUCGUUGGUAAUUAUGUACAAUGACACUAAAAUUGCUGUAAACGCAAUGUAUCUUCUUAGAGGCGCAGAAUAUGAACACAAACAUCUGUUAGUUAUGCUAUUGCCGAACAUUGACCCAGUAAUGGUACCAGCAGAAACACAACCAUUAUUAGUAUUUGUAAAUGUCAAAUCAGGGGGUUGCCAAGGUUUGAGCUUGAUAUCUAGUUUCCGAAAGCUGCUUAAUCCUUAUCAAGUUUUCGAUUUGGGAAACGGCGGACCACUUCCUGGGUUGUAUGUGUUCAGACAUAUUAGAGAUUACAAAAUCUUAGUUUGUGGUGGUGAUGGUACUAUUGGCUGGGUGCUUCAGUGUUUGGAUAACGUAGGCCAAGACAGUGAAUGUUCAUCACCGCCAUGUGCUAUUGUUCCAUUAGGAACUGGCAAUGAUUUAGCUCGUGUACUUAAAUGGGGAGCCGGGUACAAUGGUUCGGACGAACCUAUACAUUUAUUAGAGGAUGUCAUUGAAGCAGAAAAAAUUAGAUUAGAUAGAUGGACAGUGGUUAUUCACCAUGAAGAUAGGGCGGAUGGUCGACCAAUACAUGUGCCUAAUUCAGUUGGAAUGAGUGAAGAUAACACUCAAAUUUUUGUUAUGAAUAAUUAUUUUGGCAUUGGUAUUGAUGCUGAUUUAUGCCUUGCCUUUCAUAAAGCUCGAGAAAAAAAUCCAGAAAGAUUUAAUAGCCGAAUCGGUAACAAGAUUGAAUACUUAAACGUUGGAUUACGUAAAAUAAUCCAUCCACCUUGUAAAAAUCUUCAACACGGAGUUCGCCUGGAAGUAGAUGGAAAAUUAGUAGUGCUUCCUCAACUCGAAGGACUUAUUAUUUUAAAUAUUUUGAGUUGGGGGUCAGGAGCUAAACCAUGGGGACGAAAUUGCAAUGAAGAACAAUUUUCUACUCCAAAUCACUGGGAUGGAAUGCUAGAGGUUGUAGCUGUGUCUGGAGUAGUUCAUUUAGGACAAAUCCAAACAGGGCUUAGAUAUGCUAAACGAAUUUCUCAGGGCGGACACGUUAAAAUUCAUUUAACUAAUGAAGUUCCCGUACAAAUUGAUGGUGAACCUUGGGUCCAAGGACCUGGUGAAUUAGUAAUUCUUAAAUCUGCUUUAAAAGCGACCAUGCUUAAGAAAGUAAAACGUACAGAACGGAAACAAACCUCUCGGACUCGAGCUGUUAGAUACAUGGCUAAUCUACAAGCAGUUGCAUCUGUUAAUGGCAGUGAGAACGAAUGAAUCUAAAAAUUCUUAAUUCCUUUCAGUAACCUAUCCCUCGACAGCAACAAAUUGUCAAACUGGUUAUCGAAUAUUAUAUCUGUGUUAUUCAUGCAUUUGAUCAUUUUUAUAGGUAACUAAAAUUAAAAAAACAAAAUAAUUACUAUAGAAACAAAACAUAGCAUAGGAGCUCCAGUGCUCUAUUUUAAGACGAUUCCUGGAUAUUGCUUACCGACUGUCAUUUUAGUAUUAAUUAUACUUCCCUCAAGAUCCUAUUUUUGAAAGUAUACAAAAAUUAUUUGUUUACGAAUUCUGUACACAUUUAAAUGGCGUUCGUAUACGAGAAUGUUAUGCAUAUGCUUUCAAAAAUAGUGACACUGUACUUAAAUCAAAGUACCAACCUAAUUUAAUAACUACAUAGAUCUGAGGAAAUAAAAUUAAUUAUAUGCACAAAGCAAAUAAUGCUCUUUUAGAAUUUUAAUUGUUGCUUAAAAUAUUUAUUAUUUUUAUUAUUAUUAAAUAGGUAAUUGAUUAAAAUAAAAUUAUUUAGAACCAACAUUAUUGGUGGCAUAAUCAUUUGUGGGCUCAAUUCGUUGUGGCGACUUCCGAGUGGUCAUAAUGGAUCUCAAACGAUUACGUCAUUGAUUUAAAUCGUUCGUUGGUUAAGUUUUUGGUUUAAGUUUGUAUAUUAAGAAUAAUAAACAAUUUUUGCUUUUUUAAACUACUAUUGUUCGCAAUUAAUUAACUAUAGGAUUAUAGUAAUUUUAUUUUUAUCGAUUUUCAUCGAGUUAUAUUGUAAUAUUUUAAUUAAUGUAAAAAUAAAAAAAUCCCCUGUAAA
This is a messenger RNA of Rhopalosiphum padi (bird cherry-oat aphid), 4525 nucleotides long. Its product is annotated as diacylglycerol kinase theta. The transcript has 17 exons. Gene Ontology annotation, biological process: diacylglycerol metabolic process; intracellular signal transduction; lipid phosphorylation. Lineage: Eukaryota; Metazoa; Arthropoda; Insecta; Hemiptera; Aphididae. Gene Ontology annotation, molecular function: ATP-dependent diacylglycerol kinase activity. Bases 961 to 3708 code for a protein of 915 amino acids. The record is from RefSeq and is a predicted model, not a curated record.